Messenger RNA from Aspergillus fumigatus Af293, 609 nucleotides. Lineage: Eukaryota; Fungi; Ascomycota; Eurotiomycetes; Eurotiales; Aspergillaceae. The record is from RefSeq and is a predicted model, not a curated record.
AUGCAAACUUGUAUCGCACAACAAUGUCUUGUCAUCAACACAUUCCCAGAGACCAAGAUGGGAUCCCUGGCUCGCCUCUCAGCACCAAAAGCCGUGUCCUGGAAGGCGGCGCCAGCAUGGUUCAAGAUUUCACAUCUCAGGCAGUGUCUGAUAUACGACUCCACCAAGCAGAAUGCCCGGUUGAUCGGCGUUGAGUAUAUGAUUUCGCCGCGCUUAUUCGAGACCCUCCCGUCCGAGGAACGCAAACUAUGGCACACGCAUGAAUUCGAGGUCAAAAGCGGCAUGUUGAUUAUGCCUGCUCCAGCUGGAGUGCCGAAGCCUGCUUGGGAAGCAGCGGAAACAUCAGAGAUGAGGGAGGUCAUUCUGCUGUACGGAAAGACGUAUCAUUUUUGGCAAGCGGACAGGGGCGAUCCCCUUCCCUUGGGCGCUCCACAGCUCAUGGCUAGCUUCACAUCUGAAGACAAAGUCAAGCUCGUUCAACCGAAGGGUCUCGAUGGGUUACUUGCGGGGAGGGACGAGGCGUUUGGGGUUGAUUAUAAGGUUAAGGCAGAGAAGAGGAAAGAUAUUGAGCCGCCCAACCUGAGUCCUGAUGCCGACACCAUGGUGUAG